AACAACCAACUCACGGAUUUUUAAUAAAGAAAAAUGAUACCUGUUAAAAUUAUAAACUCUUUUAAAAAAAGUACUGUGCAAAGUCCACUGUUCUUCAAAAGAUACUGCGUUUUUAUCGACUGGUUUCAAAUGCAAAUAUAGUACUUGAUAAAAUGAUUGCAUUCAAUCAGGCAGAUUGAUGAAUUUUUUAUUUUCACGCACAAGGAACGCGAUCUUUAAGACCUAAAACUUCAACGCAAACAUGUAUAACAAGAAACGUUUUUGCGCAUAACCGCUCGUGUAAUCUAAUUCACAUUGAUAAGAAUAGCAAAAUAUUUUAGUAACGAUGUACAUAAUAAUUACCGUAUAUAUCCUUGGUUCGAGCAUGGUUGUCGUCCACGUGCGUGCUUACUGAUCUAUAAUCACAAAGGAUCACCUUUCUUCAAGAAGAAAAGCACAAACAAAACACUGUCACUGUUUACAACUCAAUAAAUUUACUGACGCGAGGCUACUUUGCGCGGGUUAUGUGUAACAUGUAAUUACGAUGUCCAUCAAGUUUCUAUAGUCACUAUAUCUUGUAUAAUUCUAAAACUUCACGUUAGAUGGAAUCUGACUUCACUUCGUCACGGUUGUCUUCGCGGGGUGAAAACUGCCUUAAUUGGUGAAAGAACUCUACGAGGUGCAAGCGACCGCUCUCAGUAACUAAUUUUUAAUGGGGGUUUUGCAGUCUGACAGAAGCCCGCGAUCUGUGAAGAUCGAUCCUUCACCAUGGCGCGCCAUAAAGCUAGGAAAAAUCAUUGGAAAAUUUGAAAAUUACAAAAUUAAAAAUUUAGGAAAUGAGAAGUUCUGAAUUUGCACCGAUUUUUUUUAAAAACCAAGACCAAUCGAAUACCAUAGUUUUACGUCAUUAAAAAAUUGUGUAAUAAUCUAUACAUUCAAAAUAUGUAUUUUUUAAUGAGGAUAAUUUUCCACGACUGACGGAAAGAAGUGAAUCAACCAAGAAUUAAAAUGAAAUUAUUUCCUGGAUACCAUAUUAUGCAAACAUAAUGAGAUGACAUAAUAAAAAAAUAUGUCGUGUUGAUUUUGCAGAUCAAAUGACGAUUUGCAUAAGUCACAUUAUCAUACACACAGUUUACAAUAAAAAAUAUAACAACAUCUCAUUAAUACGAGUAUUCUCAUUGAAUUAGAUUCGUGAUUAAUUCUUAUCUAAUAAAUUAUCCCUUAUUACCGCUGUUUUACGUAACAUUAGACACUGAGUAUUUACGCAACUGAGUCGGGCUCUGUCAUUAAAACGACAGAAGAUAAAGAAAAAAACUUGGAAAUUGUUCGAUCGGUUCGAGAAUUCGCAUUGAAAAUAUCGGAAUUUCUGGUUUCUUGAUUUGCAUCACGAAUAAUCGAAGAUUCACCCAUAGGUGUGUUAGUUCAAGGUUACCUUGUCUGUAGAAGAGGACCGGUUCGUGGAUUUGAACGAUGGCUGAAAUUCUACUAAUCAUAGGACUAGUAUUAUUCCGCUUAUGUGACUUGCUUAUUUAUCCUUUCUACGCAAUUGCCCGCUGUAGGAAACGGCGAAGUAUACCUCCAAUUAAGAAUCCUUUGAUAAAAAUGAGCUCGACCACGGUAGCCAGGAAGAUUAGAAACGGGCAGCUUUCUAGCCAGAGAGUAGUGGAGGCAUUUAUCGAGCGUACUAAGGAAGUGAAUCCUUUCUUGAACGCAGUGAUAGAGGACCGAUUCGAAGAAGCUUUAAAAGACGCGAGAACAUGCGACGAAAUGUUGAGAAGCGGAAAAGUGAUCGCCUCGAAUCUGGAAAACGAGAAACCGUUGUAUGGCGUUCCAAUUACGAUUAAGGAGAGCUGUCGUGUUGAAGGAAUGAGUAUUACUGGAGGCAGCAUAGUGAGGAAGGACUUUAAAUCCGAGGAGGAUGGAGAUGCAGUCAGAUUGUUGAGAAAUGCUGGAGCUAUUAUACUGCUGGUCAGCAAUACGCCAGAAUUAUGCUCAGCAACCAACAGCUUCAACUUUCUUUUCGGGCAAACUUAUAAUCCUUAUGAUUUAAGGAGAAGCUCAGGAGGAUCAUCAGGCGGUGAGGGCGCCCUCGUCGCUGCAGGAGCAUCCAUGUUUGGUCUCGGUUCAGACUUCGUUGGUUCCAUAAGAAUACCUGCCCUCUACAAUGGUAUUUUCGGCCAUAAACCUAGUCCAGGUUUAGUUCCCAACAAGGGACACUAUCCCUCAGUGGACAAUCAGCUUUUUGAUGAAUAUCUAGUGCUUGGACCAUUAACCAAGUACGCGGAAGAUCUUCAAUUGACAAUGAAGAUUCUGUCAGCCGAAUGCAAGAGACCUUUGAAUUGGAACCGAACAAUCGACCUGAAAGAUCUUCGAGUCUUUUAUAUGGAUAAUAUUGAUUAUACGUUCGGUUUGAUGUCGACUUCAUCAGACAUCAGACAGAGCGUCCACAAGGUUGUAGAGUUCCUUGCCAGUAAUGGAGCUCAAGUACAAAAGAUAUCGCAAGAUUGGGUAAAGCACGUGAGCGAGAUGGAACUAUCCUCAUUCGCUGAUCUGGACGUAUCUGAACUGGUUAAAGAUCCUAAACAUCCAGACAGGACAACGAAUCCAUACAUAGAAUUCAUAAAAUCCAUAUUUGGUCUGGCACGGAACACCAGGUCGGUAAAUUUUGUACGAAUAAUUACUACAAGACAUGGAUUCCUUUCAAGGUCUAAGUUAUCAGCUUACAAACAAAUGAAGGUGGACAUCCGACAGGAAAUUAAAAAUGUACUCAGUGACAAUGGUGUGUUCAUCUACCCCACCUUACCACAACCAGCGCUUUUUCCGGAAUCUGUGUUAUCCAGGUUCGACCACAGCGCUUACACCGCGAUUGCAAAUAUGUUUCUCCUACCAUCAACACAUGUACCAAUGGGUCUUAAUAGAAACGGAUUACCAAUUGGACUUCAAGUGUCAGCUGGACCAUAUCAAGAUCCUCUCUGUAUUGCAGUUGCUAAAAUAUUAGAGAAGGAAUUUGGUGGCUGGGUGCCUCCCAGCUAAAACAUUGUUUCAUAGAUAUUGAUGUAUAUUUACAGAUAUUCCUUUUGACAAGGAAAACUGAUCACACUUUGUUAUAUCAUGAAUAUUUAAUUACAGAAAUAUUUGUUUUGUAAAAAUUUUGAGACUUACUCUUAAGUGGUUUGAAUGUUAUUUAUACAUAAACAUGUAAAUAAUACAUGGUAUUUAUUCAUUAAGAUUUUUUUUGUAUUCACAUUAAGCAUACCUAUGAUUUGUGAUAAAUGUGCAAUAAUACGACUUAUAAAUAGUAAAAAUUACCUUUACUGUAUACAACAGAAGACAACAUUUUUAUAUCAAUUAAAAGGAACCAUGAUGCUUUUUUCCAUUAUGAGAUAUAAAGGUUUAUAUACUAAGAAUUUAUAAUUCUGUUCUAUCAACUUUAAUGUUAUGAAUUAAUUACAAUGGUGAAUUAACAACAAGGAAAUAAAAUACAGUAAAGAUUCGAUAUAAACGACUCGGGUUUGAACUUUCGCUUAUAUCAAUCCUACAUUGAUUGAUGUUUUGCCGAACGGUAGAAAAGGACAGCAAGCAAAACAACACAUUCAGUGCUCCCUUAUACAAAAAUGUUACUAAUUUGACGGAAAAAGUUAUAUAAAAAAUAGCAACAGGCUUUUGACCUUUUGAUUUUUAAUUACUGCAUCUAUUUCUUUUGCACUCGCUAUUCACUUGGUGAUAACAAAAAAA
This is a messenger RNA of Megachile rotundata (alfalfa leafcutting bee), 3714 nucleotides long. Its product is annotated as fatty-acid amide hydrolase 2. Gene Ontology annotation, cellular component: endomembrane system. The record is from RefSeq and is a predicted model, not a curated record. NCBI's taxonomy places the organism in Eukaryota, Metazoa, Arthropoda, Insecta, Hymenoptera, Megachilidae.